UUGGCGGCGCGACCGAGCGGUGACUAUAUCGAUGAUGUCAUAGACACGCUUCGAUCGCGGCACCUUUGGUUUCUGUGGAGCUAGUAGUCGGUCGUACUCGUAACGAAUCGGGUGUUCCGCCAGGAUUCAGUGGCGGAUGCCACUCAGAUUUCGAAUAAUUUUACGGUUGAAAUGGAGGCGAUAGUAAACAAUUCUUCGUCUACGCUGUCUACUAUUCCUCAUUAUUCUAUAGUCUUUAAUUUUGAGAAUGAAUUCGACCAACAAGUGAAGAAGGAAUGGAUGAAGAACUAUUGGCAAUUAUCUCUUUAUUCUGUGAGUGUCUACAUGAUUUUUAUCUUUGCCGGACGAGCUUAUAUGAAAAGUCGUCCACCCUUCGACCUCAGACGAAUUUUGACCGUGUGGAACAUAGUCUUGGCUGUAUUCAGCAUCAUGGGAACUCUAAGAACUAUGCCCGAGUUUUUACAUGUCAUUAGAGAAUUCGGACUCACCUUUUCUGUCUGCAAUCCUACUUUUAUGCAACAUACUAAAGUCUCCGGAUUUUGGGCUUGGAUGUUUACUUUGUCGAAGAUUUCUGAACUUGGUGACACCGUCUUCAUUGUCUUGAGAAAACAAAAAUUGAUCUUCCUCCACUGGUAUCAUCACAUUACCGUUUUGCUCUUCGUUUGGUAUACUUAUACCGAAUAUUUGGGACCGGCUCGUUGGUUUAUGGUGAUGAAUUACUUCGUCCAUUCCUUCAUGUAUUCCUACUACGCAUUGAGAGCCUUGAGAAUUUCCGUACCGAAAUUCGUGGCUCAGGCAAUAACCACAGUUCAAAUCGUUCAAAUGUUUGCUGGAUGUUUCGUUUGUUUCUGGGCCUAUCGGACCAAAUUGCGCGGAGAAUUUUGCCAGAUUUCCAUGAGGAGUUCUCAUUUGGCCAUAUUGAUGUACGUCUCUUACUUGGUCCUAUUCAGCAGGUUCUUUUAUAACUCGUACCUGAAGCCGAAGCAAGAUAGAAUGAAAAAACUCGAAUAGAAACGACUGAAAAUUUCCGUUUUCCUCUUUUAUUUUUUCGAUUUUUUGCGGUUCAUCCGUCCACCUAUUGAUGAUACAUAAUGAAAAAAAGAAAUUUAUCGCGCUUUCGCCAUAUUGGAUGAAUUGUUAACUCGUCAAUUAUUGCCUUGGUCAAUGAUUUGCGAUGUUGCUACUCAAGGGACCAAAUGUUCUUGCCAGACGAGAGUGUAUAUUUUUUUAAACGUUAAGUCAUCUCCAACGAGAUAAUUGUUUUUACGCAUAAACGAAUGCCUAUUUAUCGUUGUUGGUUUUUAAUUGGUUAUAUUUUGUUAUCCCUGGGAGGAAUAUGUUUUAACUUUAUUGUACAUAAUUUAAAGCGUAAAAAAAAAGAAAGCUGUACGAUAAUAAUGUAUAAAUAUGUAAAUUGUUAGAAAUUACCCGUUUAAUUUUAGUUCAAAAUAUAUCUACGACAUGAAACCGUAUUGGAAAAAUAUUGCAAAAGGCCACCAAUCGGGCCAAAGCACAAUUUAAAUCGAUCAAUCAAAUGCGCGAUUCGAUUGGUCUUUUUCGUUUAAAGCUAGACUAUUGGACGAUAACUGUGUGUGUGUGUGAGAGAGAGGAAGUCACGUCAUCAUCGGCUACUGUUUCGUCAUAACUUAUUACCGGAAACUAUUUUCACUUAUUUAGGACUGUUUUAGAUUUCAGAAAAUGUUUAAAAAAAUAUAUUUAGCGAUUUAAUUCUAAUAUUCUAAUCAAAUACAUUUAAGAAAAUAGCCGAAAAUAAGAGUCUAGUUUAAAGUAGGCAUCGUUACAAAUAUUUAAUUUUACUUCCAUAUUUUGUGAUAUUUUAUAUUAUUAAUAAAGUUGUAGAAAAUUUUCAAGUAU
Messenger RNA from Centruroides sculpturatus (bark scorpion), 1875 nucleotides. Its product is annotated as elongation of very long chain fatty acids protein 6-like. Gene Ontology annotation, molecular function: fatty acid elongase activity. The transcript has 2 exons. Gene Ontology annotation, biological process: very long-chain fatty acid biosynthetic process; sphingolipid biosynthetic process; fatty acid elongation, monounsaturated fatty acid. The coding region runs from base 172 to 1011 and encodes 279 amino acids. Gene Ontology annotation, cellular component: endoplasmic reticulum membrane. The record is from RefSeq and is a predicted model, not a curated record. Lineage: Eukaryota; Metazoa; Arthropoda; Arachnida; Scorpiones; Buthidae.